Cladophialophora immunda is the source of this 538-nucleotide messenger RNA. RefSeq lists its product as uncharacterized. Lineage: Eukaryota; Fungi; Ascomycota; Eurotiomycetes; Chaetothyriales; Herpotrichiellaceae. The coding region runs from base 137 to 538 and encodes 133 amino acids. The transcript has a single exon. The record is from RefSeq and is a predicted model, not a curated record.
CUCUAUACACCUACUAUAGGGAGAAUAGACUAGAUACCCUAAGCUACUCGUUACCCCAGAUCCGUUACCUAUAUAGCUGCGUUCACACUAUCAUUCAAAAAGUCGCACCUACACACCGAACCUCUCACUAAGCCCGAUGCAGAACACCAAAGAGACCGCAGUCAAAUAUCAACAACGCCAAAUAGCGCAGAUCCUCGUUAAGCCAGAGCUCAGCGAAAUACAAGAGCAGCAUAAGGAUAAGAGAGCUGAUUUUACCGACGACAGAAUUGCACAUUUCAUGCAGAUGGCCCGCAAAGCAACCUCCGUUUAUCAUCGGAAUUGUCACGAGCUAGUGGCACAAAUUAUUGCCGAAAAAGAGUGCCGCCCCAUACCACAGUUGAGCGAGGAAGAAAAGGCUGCUAUUGCAGACCGUGACAUCGCAGAGAACAUAGAGACGGCCGACACACAAACCUCAGACGAGCUUCGACAUCUCUUUAUGGAAAUGGCGAAAACUACUGCUGAAGAAGAAUGCCGCCCAAUGCCAAAUAAGGAAGACUAA